Molecule: messenger RNA, 798 nt
Organism: Wallemia mellicola CBS 633.66
Lineage: Eukaryota; Fungi; Basidiomycota; Wallemiomycetes; Wallemiales; Wallemiaceae
Product: NAD(P)-binding protein
Exons: 2
Coding region: 1-798 (265 amino acids)
Cellular component (GO): cytosol
Molecular function (GO): oxidoreductase activity
Source: RefSeq, a predicted model, not a curated record
AUGUCAGUUUUAUCAACACAGAGACUUCAGGGUAAGAAUGUAUUGGUAACAGGUGCAUCGAGUGGUAUAGGAGCUGCUACAUCACUACUUUACGCUAAAGCAGGCGCCAACGUCGUUCUUGCGGCUAGGAGAGCCGAAAAACUAGAGGAGAUAGUCAAACAAGCGAGAGAACUCAACCCUCGUGGAAACUACGAGGCUGUUAAUCUGGACAUCUCAAAAAGGGAAGAAAUUAAUCAAUUCUUCCAACGCACGUCAUUCAAGGCGUUUGACAUCCUUGUCAACAACGCUGGACUCGUUAAGGGCUUGGAAGAGGUUGGAAGUAUAAAUGAUGAUGAUGUCGAUACCAUGUUUGAUACAAAUGUUAUCGGUCUCAUAAAAUUGACACAAAUUUUCGUCAAUCAUUUCAAAGAGCGUAACGCAGGACACGUCGUUAAUUUGGGCAGUAUAGCAGGCUUAGAACCAUACCAGAGAGGUUCAAUCUAUUGCAGCACCAAACAUGCUGUCCGUUCAUUUACGAGCUCACUCAUGAAAGAACUCGUAGGCACACCUAUACGCGUUUCGGAAGUAGAGCCAGGCCUUGUUGAAACUGAAUUCUCUGUUGUUAGAUUCAGAGGCGAUAAGGAGCAAGCAGACAACGUUUACAAGGACUUAGACCCUCUUACACCAGAAGACAUAGCAGAGGAGAUCAUCUGGAUCACCAGCCGUCCACCACACGUACAGGUCGCCAAUACACUCGUCUUCCCAACCAACCAAGCCUCAGCAGGUAUCGUCGCCAGACCAGGCAAAUCAAACAACUAA